UUCUCGUGUGCUGGUUUGUGAAAAGGAGGAAAAAACGAGCGAGCAAAAGAAAAAUUUGUGAACUGUUUUCAGGUUUCGCUUCCAGAUCGGAGUGUUAUUUGUGAAAUUUUUGCAUGUAAAGUAUCAAAUUCGACCGGAAAAUAGUGCCCGAAGCCGGGCGAAUGCCACCCGAAACGGUUGAACUAGUUAAAAAGUGCUUUUGAUGUGAUUCAUUCGGUGAAAAUGCAUCUUUUCUGAGUGCGGGCGCGAAGCGUCCCCAAUAAUGUGAAAAAACUUGUUUGCUUGGAUAUUUUGCAUGGAAACUUGGUAAAAGUACGCCUAAACUGUGAAAAGUGCUAUUGGAAAGUGUUUUUCGUCGAAAUAGUUCCGGAAAGCCGCUGUUAAUUCGGAGAAUCCGUCCACCGGACAGCACUGAGAAAGGCCGGCCAAAAUGUUCUACGCGCACAUUGUGCUGGCCAAGAAGGGCCCUCUGGCCCGGAUCUGGUUGGCCGCCCAUUGGGACAAGAAGAUCACCAAGGCGCACGUCUUCGAGACCAACAUCGAGCAAUCGGUCGACGGUAUCAUGCAGCCGAAGGUGAAGCUGGCCCUCCGGACUUCCGGCCAUCUGCUGCUCGGGGUGGUCCGAAUAUACGCCCGGAAGGCGAAAUAUCUGCUGGCAGAUUGUAACGAGGCGUUCGUGAAGAUCAAGAUGGCAUUCCGGCCGGGCAUGGUCGAUCUGCCGGAGGAGCACCGGGAAGCGGCCGUUAAUGCCAUCACGUUGCCGGAGGUGUUCCAUGAUUUCGACACCCCGUUGCCGGAGUUGAACGACGUCGACAUCGAGGCGCACUUCUCGAUUAACCAAUCCCGGGCCGACGAGAUUACGAUGCGUGAGGACUACGGUACUCUGCCAAUGAACAUCCACGACGACGGGUUCGGCGAUAUGGGUUUCGAUGACACGCCGGAUCUGGUUCGGGACCGCAUCGAGGAACCCAUGGAGGGUCUGGCACACGAAUAUUCCACCGCCGAAGAGGGUGGCGCGGAUCUGGACGAGAUUGGUGUUGGUGGUGGUUCUUCUCUGGAUGAUCCGACGAUCGAUUUGGGAGACGACAAAAGCACAACGACGAAGGAGAAAAAAGGCCCUCGACCGCGAGCAAAGAGUUUGUACGAAGAGCUGAGCGAACAACCAGCCCAGGAUACCCGAUGGAAUGAGUAUCUUGAUGAUCUUUUUACUGAUCCUGUAGCUCCGCCGCCGGAUUUGGAGCAAGAAAAAGAACCUUUACCGGAAACAUCACAUUCAGUAUUGGAUUCUUUCGACCCGCAUCACCCACAUGCAGUGGACAACGAUGGAUUCGGUGAUGAGGAUGGUUUUGGUGCCGAGCCAGCGGCCGGAUUAUUUGAGGGAGAUUUCUUUGCCGAUGCACCAUUGGUCCCGGAACCAGAACUUCCGGUUGCGCCAGUAAGUCAAGCUGCAGCUACCGAUGAUAGUGACGAUGAUGACGAUCAUUUCGAUAUGGGAGGUGCACCGUCUCCUGCACCCAGUUCGGACAAUUCGAGACCUCCAUCACCCAUUAUGACACAGCAACUGUUGGAUGAUCUACAGCAACCGUCGACGAGCCAAGAACCAGGACCUUCCACACAGAUGGAUUCGUCUUUGGAAGCAUCAGGUCCUGGUCCAACGGAACCUCUUUCAACUGAAGCAGCUCGUGGAGCAGAACCGGACGAGGAAAGAAUGCCGGACGACCUUGCUGCUAUACCAGACGCACAUGAAGCAGACGAUCAUGCUGCAGAACAAACUACUCUCCUGAAUAAUGAAGAGGAAAGUUUUGCAUUGGCGCCGGUCGAUGCAUCUGCCCUCAAGGGAAUAACUAAGAGCAAACGAAAGCGAAAACUUAUUGUCGACGAAGUGAAAAACAUCAGUGGCGAAGAAAUGAAAAGCCAACUGGCCAACACCUCGGACAUUGUAACAACACUCGAUCUAGCGCCACCUACCAAAAGGCUUAUGUUCUGGAAAGAAACGGGAGGAGUGGAAAAACUCUUUGCAUUACCAUCGCGUGACAUUCCUGCACGGUGCUUGUUCAAGAACUAUCAACGGCAUUUAACGUCGCGAUCGAUAGGAGUCGAGGAGUUCGAAGUCCUUGGCUCUCUUGAUGUGUUGGGCGUUGAAAUUCAACCCGAACGACCAGAAUCGCCACCUGUUAGACGAGGCAGAAAACGAAAGAUACCACUCCAAGAAUUGCUGCCCCCAGAUACGCCAAUGACUCCGGCUACCCCAAUGACCCCCGCAACACCAGGACCUCUGGAUCAGACCACGAUGGAUCAGAUGCGAGAAGCAGUUGAAAUGCCGCCUCCUACCCCCAUUUCAAUGGAACUUCGUGAAUCGGAUGUUUGCCAACCAGACCUCAGUCAUAGUUUCCAUCCGGACGGAUCGAUGAUGCCACCACCUGCAACUCCUGGGCUCAGUCAUCUGGGAAGUCCGAACCAAACCCCCAUCGGAAUGCAUACACCUCUUAUGAUGCCACCAACGCCGGGCAUGCCCAGCAUACCAAUGACCCCUGGAAAUCUAGAUCACGGUGGUCUUACACCUGCUGGACUGCCACAUGGAGGCCUAACACCUGCUGGUCUCACGCACGGAAGUUUAACGCCUGCUGGACUUGCUCACGGUGGACUAACUCCUGCAGGUCUGUCCCAUGGAGGCCUUACGCCUGCUGGUCUAUCACAUGGUGGUUUAAUGUCAGACGAUCUACACCCAGGAGGUAUGACACCGGCUGGCCUACAGCAUGGUGACUCAGGUCACGUUAUGCCAGACCUGCCGGGAGCUAUGACACCUCACGGGUUGGAUCAUGGAGGAAUGACACCACAUCAUUCGAGUUUGGAAAACAUUGACCAACUUCCGAACCUUCAUGCCGAUCAAGUUUCCUCAAUUCUCAACGAACCCGGGAUGGAGAAUUUCUCCAAUCUGGGCUACGAUGGACCGGCAGCUUCCCCUGCCCCAGGAGCUCUCGGCGAAGAGGUCCAAAACGAAUGGAAUCAAGACUACGAGUUCCCGCAAUCGGUCGGAGGACAACAACCGAACGAGGAACAGCAGAUGGACGAAACAAUUGAGCAGUUUGAGGAGCGUGUGUUGAACAAACGAGCAGCGCAUAUGUUCUUGUCGGUGCGUUCCAGGCUGCUGAAAUGCGACAGUAUGGUCCUGUCCGAUAUGACUCAUCGGAACAACAAAAAACAGGCCGCCCAAAAAUUCUACUCGCUGUUGGUGUUGAAAAAAUUCAAGGCGUUGGAAAUUUGUCAAACGCAACCAUACGCUGACAUUGUCAUCACCCGAGGGCCACUUUUCGAGAAUCCAAAGCUGUAAAGACACAGCUACCGGUUGAAAGACAACAAAAUCCCCUUAAUGCUGCAUGUUCAGUUUUUCUAUUAACAUUUUUUUUUCUAAAGCUUGGUAGGGGAAGAAAUGAAGAUUGGUUUAAGCAAAAAAUAGUUUUGAGGUAUUAACAGUGAACGUUUUUAUACAUCCAAUAUUCUAUAGCAGGCUUAAGAUCGAAUGAAUUGAAAUGCUUUUGCAUUGUGUUUUAUCAAUUUUUAUUGUUGCAUUAAAUGACUGGAAGUUAUGGCGAAAGUGUAAAUAAUGAAAUUUAUCUAUUCAGUUUUGCUUCCGAUGGCGGAACGUAUGGCAGGAAAAUGAUUCGGUCGAUUGGUUUAUUUCUUUGAAAAUUUAAGAAUCGACUUUGAUCACAUUUUUCUAUGUUGUUGUUAUUUUUCCCUUAAACUAGAGAGUAAAAAUAAAUUAUUAUCAUUUUCAGCGAUUCAGCCAAAAUUUAGCUGUUUUAAUCAUAAUCUUUAGUGAUUUUAAAACACACAAAAAACGCUGAUGAUCUGUAAAAUAAAAGAACCAUAGGUAAGCACCUUUUUUUUUCAAAUAUCUCUUUGUACAUAUUGAUUUAGCUGGUAAAGCACUAGCAUUUAAAACCAUUGUACGCAAACAAAAACACAAACAAAAUGAAAAAAAGCUCUGCUAUCAGCAGUCGAAAGUACUAACAAAGCUAGUGGUUAAGAUAAAUCAAAAAUUUAAAUCCUAACCAGAUCGGAUUGAAUGAAAAUAAGUUUCAACCAAACUUUAGGAUAUGAACAGAGGUAGGCAUCGGAUGAUAACCGCUGCUCGGCAGUGGAAGGCCAUCAGCUUGAUCAUGUAGCUGAAAUUAAAUCCAAAAUCACAUUUGAACCUGCGUAGUGCGGCCGUUUGUUUGAACCCGUCAAAUGUUAGCGAUAGAAAAUCUAGAUUUUUGUUCCAAAAAUAAAAGAAAACUCGAAAGGACCCAUUGCGAAGGUAAAAUACAAAAAAAAUAAAAACCUAUGUAAAGAAUUAUAAUGUUGGAAUAAAAUAAAAGAAAUAUUCA
Messenger RNA from Uranotaenia lowii, 4373 nucleotides. RefSeq names its product double-strand-break repair protein rad21 homolog. Lineage: Eukaryota; Metazoa; Arthropoda; Insecta; Diptera; Culicidae. Gene Ontology annotation, biological process: mitotic sister chromatid cohesion; synaptonemal complex assembly; replication-born double-strand break repair via sister chromatid exchange. The coding region runs from base 431 to 3331 and encodes 966 amino acids. Gene Ontology annotation, cellular component: cohesin complex; synaptonemal complex. Gene Ontology annotation, molecular function: chromatin binding; protein binding. The record is from RefSeq and is a predicted model, not a curated record. The transcript has 7 exons.